Messenger RNA from Aspergillus aculeatinus CBS 121060, 1281 nucleotides. Its product is annotated as HIG1 domain-containing protein. NCBI's taxonomy places the organism in Eukaryota, Fungi, Ascomycota, Eurotiomycetes, Eurotiales, Aspergillaceae. Gene Ontology annotation, cellular component: mitochondrial inner membrane. Bases 72 to 866 code for a protein of 264 amino acids. Gene Ontology annotation, biological process: mitochondrial respiratory chain complex IV assembly. The transcript has 2 exons. The record is from RefSeq and is a predicted model, not a curated record.
UGUGCGCCAUCCAAUUGAGAGAACAUAAUCCCCAUCCACAUUGGUCACCCUCAAACGAACACAAUCGCACAAUGAAGAUCCUCACCAAGGAAGAAGAAGAUGCUCACUACCGCUCCGUCCUCAAAGGCGGUACCAUCGGCGGCGUGCUCGGCCUGAUCGGCGGCGUGGCGGGCGUGCUGGCGUUCAGCAAGCGCAGCGCGACGAUCCGGAACCUGACGCUGCCGAUGAAGUCGUUCCUGGUGACGUCGUCGGGGACGUUCGUGGGCAUCAUCGCGGCGGACCACGCGUCGCGCGACUUCGAGGCGUCGCGGAACGCGAGCCAGGUGUGGUACAAGGACCGCAACGAGCGGCUGCGGCAGGAGGAGCUGGCCUCGCUCUCCACCGUGGACCGGAUCACCGCCUGGGCCAAGCGCGAGAAGUACAAGAUCGUCGGCGCCACCUGGGUCGCGUCCAUGGUCGGCAGCUUCGCCAUGGUCAACCGCAACAAGUUCCUGAGCAGCAGCCAGAAGAUCGUGCAGGCGCGUGUGUACGCCCAGGGCCUGACGCUGGCGGUGCUCGUCGCCAGUGCGGCGUUUGAGAUCCAGGACCAGCGGCGCGGGAAGGGGUUGUUGGAUAAGGCGAAGGCCGAGAAGGAGCAGGCGGCGAAGCAGGAGAGUAAGAGUGGGAGUGAGCCCGCGGGUGAUCGUGAGGAGACGGGCGAUCUGUGGAAGGAUAUGGUUGCGGCGGAGGAGGAGCGGUUGAAGCGCAAGAAGCAGAGUCUCUACGAGCAUGAUUAUUUGGAGGGACAUGCCAAGGCGGAGGAGAAGAAGGGUCGGCCUGAAAAGAAGGAGCAGACCAAGGAGGAGGAGGGGGAGAAGAAGGAGUAGAUGCUUUUUUGGUUGCUUGAUAGACUUGGAGUGGUCUGCGGGUUUGGACCACUCUGCUUUCUUUUUUUCUUUUUCUUUUUACUUUUGCCUUCUUCGUCGAAAAGAUUUGGGUGCGAGGUAUCACGCUUUCUUAAUGCAUGCUCAUGAGUGUCUAUAUCAUCAAUGUACAACAUCUCUCUGGACUUGUGAAUAUACGGGCUUUUGUAUCCAGAUGUAGGAUGGGCGGGUCGAGAGGUCUUUGUUCAGGGUUUAGGACUUCUCUAUCCACGAGUAUAACUACCGAGUUACCAAAUAUGGACCUUGACGAAUGACUCUAUACUUCUGCUCGCACUCUAGAUAUUACAAAGGGACACAAACAUGCAAAAGAUGUAGUUACUCAGGAACCUGGUUAUGAGCCAGGUCAACUCAAUCUCAA